CGAUUCAAUGUCGCAGUAUUGAAUCAAUUCAAGAAAUGUCAAACAAAGACCGAAAGCUUUUGUCCAGCUGACAAAUAAAAACGAUAAUGACGUCCGAGACGUCAUCGGCAGCUGACAGUCCGGGGCUGCUACACCGACCACUGCUCACGGCCUACUCCGAGAGUAUCGGCUGCAAGGGAACUGCCACGACCGGGACUCCAACCCCAACCUCCCCGCGUCAUCCCGGCUCCAACCUCGCGCGUUUCUCACCACCGAGUGUUCGCUUUCACACCCUUGACAUGGACCAAAAAAUCCUUCGAAGCGGCGGCGCAGGUGGACGUCUGGCAGCCCCGCGGAUGUCACUGCUGGGACGCCCGGUGAACUAUCGGGCGACUCGUCGCGAUGCCCGCUACCGGCGACUCCAAGCCCGCGUCUACAAUUUCCUCGAGCGUCCCCGCGGCGCUUACGCUGUCACAUACCACAUGAUCGUAUUUUGUAUGGUCUUUACGUGCCUAGUACUCUCGGUGUUUAGUACGAUAGACGAGUACGAAAAAGAGGCCGGGGUUCUCCUUUUUUACAUGGAAAUGGUCGUAGUCAUCUGGUUUACUGCCGAGUUCUUUUUUAGGUUAUGGUCUUCAGGAUGUCGUUCCAGGUAUCAAACUGCUAUCGGUCGCUUAAAGUUUCUUCGGAGACCUUUCUGUAUAAUCGAUGUAAUAACAAUUAUCGCGAGCGUUGUCGUGCUCGCAAUGCGAAGCAGUGGCCAAGUAUUCGCGGCGAGUGCACUUCGGGGUCUUCGCUUCUUCCAGAUACUCAGGAUGGUGCGGAUGGAUCGGCGAGGCGGGACCUGGAAGCUUUUGGGGAGUGUCGUAUAUGCUCAUCGACAAGAACUUAUCACAACGCUUUACAUCGGUUUUUUGGGAUUGAUCUUCGCCAGCUUCCUAGUCUACCUUGCUGAGAAGGACGACGAGCAUUUUAACAAUUUUGCCAAGGCUUUGUGGUGGGGAGUGAUCACAUUGUGCACUGUGGGUUAUGGCGAUGCUGUGCCAAAAACUUGGCAGGGAAAAGUUAUUGCUUCCUUCUGUGCGCUCCUGGGAAUAUCUUUCUUUGCCUUACCAGCUGGAAUUCUGGGCUCGGGAUUUGCCCUGAAAGUCCAGCAACAACAGCGUCAGAAGCAUAUGAUACGCCGAAGACAGCCGGCCGCCAGUUUAAUUCAGGCCCUUUGGAGAUGCUACGCAGCUGACGAGCAUAGUAUGAGCAUCGCCACCUGGAAAAUCCAUCAAAUUCCAUUGCCGAGUCCGCCCAGUAGUCGACCCUCCUCUAGCUUUAAGCACAAUGCGUCAUUUGUCAGCCGACUGCCAACAAUUCGGCGACAUAAGAGUACAUCUCUGCAUAGUCCCAGCCUUCACAAACUUGUUCAUCAGGGCUACCAAAGUCAGCGCGGAAACGUAACCCGAGGCUUUGGAGAUCUCAUUUCUUCGGCAGAGAAUUUGGGUGGCCAGAUGACCAGCAAUAAUAAUAAUGGGAACAAUAACAACAGCAACGAAUCAAGUGCCGUUGGUGGUAUGGGCGGUGGUGUGGGUAUUACUAGUAGACAGUUAAAUGCCAGUUACUCAGAGGACUCAGUAACGGAAACUGCGAUGUCGAAGAGAAAUUCCGAUGAUGAGGAUGAGGAGCCUCGAUGUAUCCAAUUGACCAAUCAACAUAAGGGCGCGAUAAGGGCGAUUCGUAAGCUGAAAUACUUCGUGGCCCGCAAGAAGUUCAGGGAAGCCCUGAAACCUUACGACGUCAAGGACGUGAUUGAACAAUACAGCUCCGGCCACGCCGAUCUACUGAAUCGCGUACGAAAUCUGCACUUCAGGUUAGAUCAAAUUUUGGGUAAGCAAGGUUCGAAAGCAAGAGAUGUAUAUGCUUCCAAAAUUAGUUUAGCAUCGAGAAUCGUAAAGGUUGAAAGGCAGGUAGAUGACAUCGAAAUGAAGCUCGAUCAGCUUAUCGAGCUCUACAUGGAAGAUCGGAAGCGAUUAUUGGCACUGCCAAUAUCAGAGACGAAGGGUAUCAACUCGGGUGAGUGCGGCCCGCCGGAAACGACGCUUUCCGCGGGCAUCGUUGUACCUGGUAACUGUGGUUUUGUACUCAAGCCGAUCCUCGUGGAUAAGCAAUUAUCGGAGCCAAAUUCCCCGACAACAGGCAACUUUCGCGAAUCCGAGAAAAGUCAUCAUCAUUAUCACCACGUUAAGCAUAGGCAGAUGCACCGAGGACAUUCGGAUCUUGGGAGUCGAGUAAAAAAACGAGUUACUUUAAGUUCUAUACCCUCGCAUUUGAUGCUUCCUGGGGAGUCGGGAGCCGCUCUUGGGAAGCCACCACGUCUGCCUACAUCACCAACUACUAAGACAUGUCCGUCGGCGAUAACAACCCGUCAGGGUGAUGUUGUCAUAAUGGUGCCUCCUCUAUGUAGCUCUGACUCGGAAAACAAACACUCGGAAGACUCCCAAGUUGACGUCUAUUCCUCGGGCGUCAUGUCCAACCUUGCUACCGCCAAAGAAUUACCCCAGAGCUUGAAGGAAUCCUCCACCUCGCUGAACACUACUCGCUCGUCUACCACAUCGUUAUAGCGAAACAGAUACUUUACAAUCGUAUGGACCGUCACGAGGGGAUAUACUCGGCAACGAACUCCGAAGAAGAAGA
Molecule: messenger RNA, 2661 nt
Organism: Ceratosolen solmsi marchali
Lineage: Eukaryota; Metazoa; Arthropoda; Insecta; Hymenoptera; Agaonidae
Product: potassium voltage-gated channel subfamily KQT member 4-like
Exons: 19
Coding region: 87-2588 (833 amino acids)
Biological process (GO): potassium ion transmembrane transport
Cellular component (GO): membrane; voltage-gated potassium channel complex
Molecular function (GO): voltage-gated potassium channel activity
Source: RefSeq, a predicted model, not a curated record